AUGAUUAUGGGUCAUCCAUUUCGUGGAGCGCUGUUCAUAUCAUUACUACAGUGUUUGUUCCUGAGAGCCAACUCGGGCGCAGACUACCCAGAUUCAGUCACAGAAAUGUCGUCACGCCAAUUUCGGGCAGAAUACCUUCAAGAGUGGCAGGGGUCACACGCACCUUAUUUCGACCCAGGCACUCCAAGAAAUAUCACCGGAUUGGUUGGUCACCCAGUGCGAUUGCUGUGUCGUGUAAAAAACCUACAGAAUCGAACUGUAUCGUGGGUGCGUCACCGUGACAUCCACCUGCUAACAGUGGGCCGUUACACGUACACAUCAGACCAGCGCUUUGAGGCACAGCACAAGCCGCGCUCCGAGGAAUGGGCGCUUCGUAUCCGCAGCCCACAACGUCGCGACUCCGGCCAGUAUGAGUGUCAAAUUUCUACCACGCCGCCUAUUGGACAUGCCGUUUUUCUCAAUAUUGUCGAACCAGAGACUACAAUAUCAAGUGGAUCAGAGUUGUUCCUACAGAAAGGAUCAACUAUCAACUUGACGUGUACAGUGAGGCAUACUCCAGAACCACCUACAUCUAUUACUUGGACACAUGGUGAACAGGUGAUAAAUUUCGACUCGGCGCGUGGAGGGAUAUCGCUUGUCACCGAAAAAGGUUUGAAGAGUACAAGCCGGCUCUUAGUUCAACGAGCGAGGGGUUCUGACGCGGGGCUCUACACUUGUGGUCCCAAUAAUGCUCCGCCUGCUUCAACGAGAGUUCAUGUCUUAUCUGGUGAACACCCGGCGGCCAUGCAACAGGGCUGUGCAACAUCGUCAUUAGAAAUGUCAGUGACAUUAACAUGUAUAAUACUUAUUUUAUCCAUUAAAAUACCUUUUUAG
Molecule: messenger RNA, 873 nt
Organism: Pieris macdunnoughi
Lineage: Eukaryota; Metazoa; Arthropoda; Insecta; Lepidoptera; Pieridae
Source: the annotation of a GenBank genome assembly